UGAUUCGUUGAACUUGUUUACAUCGUACAAUUAUCUAGAUCUACUGCUGUUCUGAACUUUAUAACAGGGAGAGAUCAUAUAAACAUCUCUCCUGCUAAUUCAGGUUUUUGACGUAUAUUAGCGCUGUGCUGUUGCUGCCAAUAUUCAUAAGAAACUGUUGCCUUAUUAAUAUAAACGAACAGAGAAUUACGCCCGAGGGGCAAGAUUGUUGAAUUAGCAGCCGAGCCACCGCCUCUCCGCCGUCUCGCCGACUACCGUGGACGCCGGACCUCCUCCGUGUACACGUUUGCAACCACCGCCUUGUACCCUCUCUGUUAUUAACACUGAUUUGACAAAAUGAAGGCGACCCGUUUCAUUUGUUUCACAAUUCUCCUUUCCUUCUGCGCCAUGAGUGCACACAUCGUUUUCGCUCAAGAAGAUGAUGAAGAAGGAACUGUGCCUCUUAGAAGAGGACCUAGGAAAGGAUUUGAAAAACAAGAAGAUUUUGAGGACGAAUACGUGUCCGAAGAGGAGGAGGAGGAGGAGGAGGAAGAAGAAGAGGAGGAAGAGCCUCCUAUGCCAGCUGGUGACAGUCUUGGAACCAUCAACUUCUCAACUCCAGAUCUUGAUGAUGAAGACUACCACUCUCCUCAUCUACCCUCGUCAAUGAAAUGUGAUGCCUGCCAUAUUCUUUCUCACAUGAUGGUAGAACGUCUGGACAGAGCAAAUGACAAACGGCCAUCUUUGAAGAAGAAACUUCCAGAAUCUGACAUCAUCGAUAUCUUUGAAGAGAUAUGCUCUAAUGAGUUUAACAAUAUUGGAGUGAAGGAGAUCAACGGUAAGAAGCGUCUGUCUGGUCCAGGAUCCAAGAUCCAGGAUACUCCUGGUAUCAUGCAAGGUGGUGGAAAGUGGCCUUUCAGGAUGUUACAGAUGUGUCAGGGUUACCUGGGUGACUUUGACGAGGAUGAGCUUUACGGAUUCUAUCUGAGCGGAAAACUUGAUAAGAAACUCUGUUAUGGACGAAAUGGGGUCUGCUCAAAGAAUAAGAAGAAGAAGGAUGAAGGAAAGAAGAAGGGUAAAGGUAAAGGUAAAGACAAGAAGGCGAAGCCACAGAAGAAGAAGAGGAAGUCCAAGAUGGAGUUAUAGUGCCUUUUCCGAUAAAAGAAUUCACGCUCAUCUCAUCUUGAGAUGGUGACCCACCUUAUGAAAUGCCCUUGAUGCAAAUACAACAAAUUAAAGGCUUGUUCAAGUAUUACGAAGUAAACCGCUACAAAAAAAGAAACCACGAUUUUUGUUAGCGUGUAAAAUGAAUGGCAA
This is a messenger RNA of Strongylocentrotus purpuratus (purple sea urchin), 1296 nucleotides long. Its product is annotated as marginal zone B- and B1-cell-specific protein-like. NCBI's taxonomy places the organism in Eukaryota, Metazoa, Echinodermata, Echinoidea, Camarodonta, Strongylocentrotidae. Bases 337 to 1125 code for a protein of 262 amino acids. The record is from RefSeq and is a predicted model, not a curated record. Gene Ontology annotation, biological process: regulation of B cell proliferation. The transcript has 4 exons. Gene Ontology annotation, cellular component: endoplasmic reticulum chaperone complex; extracellular region.